CAUUUGGCCACACCUACCUGUCACCGAUGACUGUCACUUACACGGGCAAAGUAGCAAACGCCCGCUUCUGUGGCUUCUCCAAGCUGCUUUUAGCUUGGAAAGGGAGCAUCUACAAGGUGCUGUAUAAAGAGUUCUUGGCGUUCUUCGCCAUGUACGCCACCAUCAGCAUCACGUACAGAUUUUUCCUUGAUGAUGAUCAGAAGAGGUAUUUUGAGAAGGUGGCCAUUUAUUGCAACCACUAUGCCGGCCUCAUCCCCAUGUCCUUUGUGCUGGGUUUCUACGUGACCCUGGUGGUGAACCGAUGGUGGAGCCAGUACACCAGCAUCCCGCUUCCUGAUGCGCUCAUGUGCAUCCUUUCGGGGGGGAUCCAAGGAAGCGAUGAGCGAGGCCGCCUGCUCAGACGCUCCAUGAUGCGCUACAUCAGUCUGUCGUCCUUACUCAUCCUCCGCUCUGUCAGCACAGCCGUCUUCAAACGCUUUCCCACCAUCGACCACGUGGUGGAAGCUGGCUUCAUGACCAGAGAGGAGCGGAAGAAGUUUGAAGGACUCCGCUCUCCAUUUAACAAAUACUGGAUCCCCUGUGUCUGGUUCACCAACCUGGCCGCUGCAGCUCGAUGUGAAGGGCGGAUCAAAGAUGAUAACACACUCAAGCUGCUGCUGGAGGAACUGAACGUGUUCAGAGGAAAGUGCAGCAUGUUGUUUCAUUAUGACAUGAUCAGCGUGCCUCUGGUCUACACACAGGUGGUGACUUUGGCCGUUUACACUUUCUUUCUGGUCUGUAUAAUCGGUCGUCAGUUCCUGGACCCCACUCAAGGCUACCCGGGUCACGACCUUGACCUGUAUGUGCCGAUCUUCACACUGCUGCAGUUCUUCUUUUACGCUGGCUGGCUGAAGGUUGCCGAGCAGCUAAUUAACCCCUUCGGAGAAGAUGAUGAUGACUUUGAGACCAACUGGCUGAUUGACAGAAAUUUCCAGGUGUCCAUGAUGGCGGUGGAUGAGAUGUACGGCGAGUUGCCUGUGAUGGAAAGGGACCGCUACUGGAACGACUCCAACCCCCGGCCGCCCUACACCGCCGCCACCCUCUUUGUCCUCCGCAAACCCUCCUUCCAGGGGUCGACCUUUGACAUGAUGAUUCCUAAGGAGGACAUGCACUUCCAGCCUCUGGAGGACAUCGCUGAGAAUCUGGAGGAGUCUGGACACCAUCAGCCCAACAUGGCUCUGUUGAACCCCUUCCUGAGUGCGGCCCCCUCCCCCACUGGUCUCAUGGAAGGGGCUCUUCGCCUCACCUCAGCCCAGCAUCAGAAGCUAAGCCGCUCCCCCAGCACUGACCUUUCGACCAGCGAUGAUGAUGACAACAAUGAAAGUGUCCGUCUGUGUAGAGGGGGUUCCCCGCCACCAGAACGAGGCCAGAACCCCCCGAGCACUUUGUGCAGCUUCAGUGAGGAGACAACGUCUGGGGCGGGGCAGACGAGGCGAGGAGGACACCCUGCUGUCAGCCAGGGGAAAGAGACGAGGGGAGAUAGAGGAGCAGAGACGAAGAGUGAAGAAGUGUGGCAGAUGACAGAGGAAGGUGCGACACCAGAGUCGCUUCCUCCUCCUCCUCCUCCCACCAGAGAGAACUCCACCCGACCCACCUCCGCCGUGUUCAUCACGUCCCUUCAACCCGCUGCUCUGUCCAGCCUGGAGCUCUGCAGCUCCCAGAGCGGAGCCGUGGUCGCCCGUCCAAAGCCUCCCGUUAACGGAAAGAAGGCACUCAAUCUCACCGUUCAGUCCUCCAGCAGACUGCAGCGUUUUCGGAGUGUAAGCAUGGGAUCAGAGCUCACUGGGUCCAAACUGGAAACAAACACAUGACUCAAGACAGUUACAGGUUAAAAAACAAAACAAAACAAAAAACAAAGUCCAACUUUUGGGUCUUCAUAA
This is a messenger RNA of Thalassophryne amazonica, 1919 nucleotides long. It is a transcript of the gene best2, whose product is annotated as bestrophin 2. Gene Ontology annotation, molecular function: chloride channel activity. The coding region runs from base 27 to 1850 and encodes 607 amino acids. Lineage: Eukaryota; Metazoa; Chordata; Actinopteri; Batrachoidiformes; Batrachoididae. The transcript is spliced from 9 exons. The record is from RefSeq and is a predicted model, not a curated record.